Molecule: messenger RNA, 968 nt
Organism: Plectropomus leopardus (leopard coralgrouper)
Lineage: Eukaryota; Metazoa; Chordata; Actinopteri; Perciformes; Serranidae
Source: RefSeq, a predicted model, not a curated record
GUGUGGAUCCUGACCUGUUGGUGUUUGGAAAAUACUUUACCUCCAAUGUACGUGUGUUCCCUCACUACUACAGUCGAGGAAACGCCUCAGAGCCGCUGCCCUCAGACAAACGCCAGUUCAUCCAUCCGCUUCCACCGGCUGCACCUCCUCUGACAUUAUCUCCCACAGUUAAACCUCCCACCACAGCAGGCAGGGUCCUCACUGCUGUCACCACCACCAUCACUAGUACCAGUAUCACCACACUGCAGAGCACCAGUCAGCCUUCAACAGUUCCCACAACUACAGCUGCUUUAUCUUCCACUGCAGAGACUCCACUAGCUUCGGGGAACUAUGAACAAACAACCCUGACCACCUCCACCACUUCUCUUGCACCCAGCUUCAAAACACCUCCUUCAUCCACCGCAGCAACCAUCCUCAGCCUUUACAAUCCCAAAACCACUCCUGCCUUUUCUGACUUUUCUGCCACGACUGCACAGCCCUCCACAUCCCCUCUCCAUCACCACACCACCACAACCAUCUCUCAGUUGGCCACCAGCCCUCCACCCUCCACAGCCUUUAUGGGCAGUAUAGAGAGCAGCAAGCAAUCCCCCAAUGACACCAAGGGCAGCCUGGGAAGGAACCACACUGCAGGCAGUGAGGGAGGCCAGGGUGUCAGCGGGGAGGACACCUUAGAGAGUUUGGGACCAGGGUGGCAUGUAGCUGCUCACACCUUGCUGGUUGCGGUGGCCAUCUGUAUCACAGUGCUGCUGAGCUGCUGCUGUUCCAUUCUGCUGGUGGUGAGCUGGAGGGGUCAGAGGAAGAGGAUGGGGCGAUACCGAACAUCGUGGAGAGGGAAAAGAGGCUCCAUGCGUCUGAUAAAGUAUGUGCUGGUCAGAGAAAACUCCUCAAAGUAGGGCCAGGAAAAAAAAAAAAAUGGAACUGACUCAACUGUUUACAUGAAUGUUUUCAACAAAGGAAUCCAGGAUUGA